AUUUGACUUAGGUAGUUUAGCUUUCAAUUUUAUCAAUUGAAACCAAUUCCUUUUAAUUUUUUGACAAAUACUUUGGUGUUCUGUCGUCAUUUAGGUCGUUUUCCUGCCCCAGAGUUGGGGAUCCACCUUUCUAUAUUUACACACCCAACUAGGAAGUAGGUCAGACGUGUAAAUCAUGUAAGAUCGUAUAUAAGUACGGUUUCUUGAAACGUGUCGUCAGAAAAUAACGGAGUGGCGAUCAACACAGAGCAAUAACAUUUCAUCAAUAGCCAAAGUGUAACACUGUCUGCAUAAAGAUGUGUGGGAUAUUUGCAUACUUGAACUACAUGGUUCCCGCCAAAAGGAAGGAGAUCCUGGAAAUUCUCCUCAAUGGACUCAAACGCAUGGAGUACCGAGGAUACGACUCCGCAGGUGUUGCGUUUGACUGCAAUGAAGAAUUCCCGGACAAGAAAUGCUCCAUCAAGAUGGUGAAGAAACGGGGCAAGGUGAAGGAGCUCGAGGCAGAAUUACAGAAGGAAAAUGGUUUAUGCCGUGAGAAAGAGUAUGAGAUUCACUGUGGGAUUGCCCAUACCCGAUGGGCGACACACGGAGAGCCCAAUGAGGUCAAUAGUCACCCACAGAGGUCAGAUCCUAACAACGAGUUUGUGGUGGUCCACAAUGGCAUCGUCACAAACUACAAAGACAUCAAGGAGUUCCUGGUAAAGAAGGGAUUCGAGUUUGAGUCUGAGACGGACACGGAGGUGAUUGCCAAGCUGGCCAAGCAUGUUUAUGACUCGUACCACCACGAGUCAUCCUUCAGACAGAUCGUGGAAAUAGUCGUCCAGCAGCUGGAGGGAGCCUUUGCCCUCGCCUUCCUGAGUUCUCACUUCCCAGGGGAGUGUGUAGCUACAAGGCGUGGUAGCCCCCUCGUCAUUGGAGUGAAGAGCAAGGCAAAACUCUCCACCGAUCACAUCCCGGUUUUCUACAGCAAAGGCAUGAAAGAUUACAAUUCUGUGAAUGAAGAUGGAUGUCAAGUUUGUCAUGAUAACAACUAUAACACAUGCGUUGAUACAAUCUGUAGCGAGCAAGGAAACUCUCGUAAACAAACAGACAGUUUUGAAAAUAACCGGAGUUUCCUUGCCCCUACAGCCCCAAAAAGGGCUUUCUCAGAGACGGAGUACCACACUGUUGGACCUGAGAAGGAAGUGGAAUACUUCUUUGCUUCAGAUGCCAGCGCCAUCAUUGAGCACACCAACCAGGUGAUAUACCUGGAGGAUGACGAUGUUGCCGCAGUGACAAAGGGAAGCCUGACGCUUCACCGGAUCAGACGGACGGUUCCUGGCGGGGGCGGCAAGGUGCAGGUGGAACCAGCUCUCCGCGAGAUAGAGACACUGCAGCUCGAACUCCAGCAGAUUAUGAAAGGUCAGUACAGCACAUUCAUGCAGAAGGAAAUCUUUGAGCAGCCAGAGUCGGUUGUGAACACGAUGAGGGGCCGUGUAAUCUUCGAUGAGAACACCGUGAUGCUAGGUGGUCUGAAGGAGUACAUCUCUGAGAUCAAACGGUGCCGCAGACUGCUGUUCAUCGCCUGUGGGACCAGCUACCAUAGUGCUGUUGCUACUCGCCAGCUACUUGAGGAAUUGACUGAGCUGCCUGUCAUGGUGGAGCUGGCCAGCGACUUCCUGGACCGCAGCACCCCCGUCUUCCGGGAUGACGUAUGCUUCUUCAUUAGCCAGUCAGGAGAGACAGCUGACACAUUGAUGGCGUUGAACUACUGCAAGGCCCGUGGAGCGCUCAUUGUCGGCAUCACAAACACUGUUGGUAGUAGCAUCUGUCGGUGUUCCCACUGUGGUGUUCACGUUAAUGCAGGACCAGAAAUAGGCGUUGCCAGUACAAAGGCGUACACUAGUCAGUUUAUUGCGCUGGUGAUGUUUGGUCUGAUGAUGUGUGAUGACCGGAUCUCAAUGCAGGAGAGGCGACGAGAAAUCAUCCAGGGCCUAAAAAAACUCCCAGAACAGAUUAAGGAGGUGUUGGCCAUGGACAAGGAUAUCCUCCGUCUGGCCAAAGAACUGUACGAACAGAAAUCCCUUCUCGUCAUGGGCCGCGGUUACAACUUUGCUACAUGUCUCGAGGGAGCAUUGAAAAUCAAGGAGCUGACCUACAUGCAUUCAGAGGGCAUCCUGGCAGGAGAGUUGAAACAUGGCCCCCUGGCACUUGUAGACAAAUCCAUGCCAGUACUGAUGAUAGUCACCCGGGACAAAGUGUACAAGAAGUGCUUGAAUGCUCUGCAGCAAGUGAAGGCUAGACAUGGUCGGCCAUAUUUAAUAUGUACGGAAGGUGAUGAUGAGCCUGGUCUGCUGGGGUCACGUGUGAUACCCGUGCCUCACACAGUGGACUGCCUUCAGGGCGUCCUCACUGUCAUACCCAUGCAACUGCUGUCCUUCCACAUGGCUGUGCUCCGCGGAUAUGACGUGGAUUGUCCGCGAAACCUCGCCAAGAGUGUGACAGUGGAGUAACCAAUCAUUGCUACAUGUUGACCAACCACGAAAUCUGCUGAAAGUUCACACUCACUAGUUUAUAGACACUGUGUUACCUUGGGGACCAACCAUCACCAUAGCAACACCAGUCACGGUAGCAUCACCAGCUGGUUGACACUGUUAUGGAAACCAACAACACAGCUCAUUGUUUCAAUAGAUGGCAAUCAUCAUGACCUUGUCGUUUUACAUAUGAAUUUGACAUUUUGUAUGAUGUAUUACUUCACCUUCAUCUUCAAGCUUGUUAUUUAAUGGUUGUAGAAAUAUAUUGGAAUGAAUCUCUCAUCAAUAUAAAGAACUGUGCAAUUGAUGUCUUAAUGUCAAAACAAGGUGUCCAUCUAAACCAAUCAGAAUUGUUUGUCAUUGAUAUAAAGUAUGAUCAAUUCAUUUGUGAUAGCAAAAAUAGUAUUGUGUGCCUUUUCUAAACUUAACAUUAUCUAGUAUACAAAAAUAUGCUAUCAUUUGGGGCUCUUAUCACAUCCUGUGAUGGUUCUAAUAAUAUUAUGUGUAGUGUUGUAAAACUUGCAAUUAUGGUAUUAAUGUUGUGAAAAAAACACUUUAUGCCUAUAAAAACAGAAUCUGUUACCAAAACUUAAUUCAAGUUACUUCAAAAAAUCUAAAUAUAAUAGAUUUAUAAAAUUAGGCUUGCAGUAGUAUCAACUGUUAUUUUACAUGAAAUCAUUGGCAAUAUAAUAGAUGAACCUUGGAAUAUUCCAUGAUUUGCGGUAUCACAUAUUGUCAAGUAUUGUAAAGGUAGCUAUCUAAAAUAUCUCACUGAAUAUAUCUCAGCAGCACGUUGUGUUCACAUGGAAUUUUUUAUGGCAGCCAAAAUUGUAAUACCUUAUGUUUAGUGCAUAUAUUGCAGUUUUACGGUAUUGUUUCACAUGGACAUAUUGCAGUUUUACGGUAUUGUUUCACAUGGACAUUUUGUGCCAUUUUGUCUGUGUGUCAUUUUAUAAACCUGUUAGUUAUCUGUGUCGCUUAAUGAGUUGUGUUGUUUUCUGUUUUAGUAGCUGUACAACCGUGAUAUAUCUUAUUCAAGAAGUAACCAGUGAUGUUUUAUUUUAUUUAACAUAGUAUUUAUUUUUAUUAUUUUAUUUCAUGGUCCUUCUAACCUGUUAUAUAUUAUGUUUUGUUUAGCAUUCGUUGUAUAAAGGUCUUUUCCAGCUACAAUUUCUUGGUAAAAAGUUACGAAUUGUCCCAAGUAUAAAUCUAGAAUCAUUUUCAGAAAAAAAAUAAGUUUUAAAAUACUUAUAUUGCCUUCUCAAAAGGUGUGUGUGUAAAUAAUUGAAACAUUCUUUAGUCAUAUUUUCAGCAAUUUUCAAGGUCAAUGCUUUGAACUAAGGAGAUUUACAAUAAGAUUAAAAUAUUCAGUUUUAUCUCGGACUCGGGCCUUUCUUGUCUUGUUGAAGCUUUUUGAUAUUUAUACAAGACACUUGGAAUAUUUGGGAGACAUUGGGCUGAUUGUUCUAAACAUUUAAAGUUAACAAUUUUGUUAACAUCAUCGUUGUUAACUUUCAAGUCUUGACUACUCUGGAAGUGUAAUGGUUUCUGUGACUUGCGACUUGCUGAAUUUCUAACAUGUUUUGAGACAACUGUUAGAGCUGUACUUGUUGUGUUCAAAUAUAUGAGCACCUCAAAAAAAAGUUCAUGUUUAAAAGUCAACAAUAAUGUUGUUAAUCAUGUUGUUCUGAACAAUAUCUUCACUGCAUUAGACAGAGGGGAUGAAUUACGAGGGCAUGAAAUAUGUAGGUCUCUCCUGGUAUUUGCUCACAUGUGUAAAUAAAAAGAUGUGUAAAUUAACAAUAAGAAUGUUAUUAAUACAUCUUCUGAACAUCUCUUGCUUGGUAUUAAGUUUUAAACAUAGCAUCAAUUCAUCCUUCAUUCUUAAUUAGUCUGUAGAUAUUUCUCCAAGUGGGUUGGUAUUUUUGCAUUAACAAUCAUACCAUAAUUUGUGUUAACAUUUUAUCAUGAAUUAAUAUUUUUUUGCCUAGAUAUGUAGAUAAAUAAAAUUUCAUACACUGAUUCCUGGUAUCACCUGGAUAUAUUGCACUGUUGUAUAUUUGGGCAAACUAAUGGCAUUUGCCAUUUUGGCAUUUUAUACGUUGUAUUGACACAUGGAUGCUGUAUAUACAUGUUGUUAAAUCUAAUCUCUUCUUCACUUCAAAAUAUGCUGCGCUUUGGCAAAAUAGUUUUAUGAAACAUUUUGUUAUUGUAACAAGUACUUUGCUUAAAAAAUGUUGUGCUUCGGCAAAGUAGUUUUAAGAAACCUUCUGUCAUUGGAACAAGAACACACAUGUAUGCAGACAUUAUUGAAGUUAUAAUCUUGGAUAGUAGAUAUGGUAGAAAAUAUAUUUGCAUUAUAUAUUAUUGAUAAAGGUCAUUGAAGAUAUGUUCAUAAAAAUAAACAGUAAAGGAAA
Messenger RNA from Mya arenaria, 4930 nucleotides. RefSeq names its product glutamine--fructose-6-phosphate aminotransferase [isomerizing] 2-like. The coding region runs from base 297 to 2492 and encodes 731 amino acids. Gene Ontology annotation, molecular function: L-glutamine:D-fructose-6-phosphate transaminase (isomerizing) activity; carbohydrate derivative binding. The transcript is spliced from 22 exons. NCBI's taxonomy places the organism in Eukaryota, Metazoa, Mollusca, Bivalvia, Myida, Myidae. The record is from RefSeq and is a predicted model, not a curated record. Gene Ontology annotation, biological process: protein N-linked glycosylation; UDP-N-acetylglucosamine metabolic process; carbohydrate derivative biosynthetic process.